Messenger RNA from Arachis ipaensis, 1050 nucleotides. The record is from RefSeq and is a predicted model, not a curated record. NCBI's taxonomy places the organism in Eukaryota, Viridiplantae, Streptophyta, Magnoliopsida, Fabales, Fabaceae.
AUGGCCAAAAUGGAAGCUAUACUUGCAAACCUUUACAAGAAGUCUGAAGACAUGAAAAAAUUCAGGGCAGAAGUAAGAGGUAGUAUAAAAAGCCGAUGGGAGGUUAUUAAGAAUCUCGAAUCUCAGGUAGGACAGCUUUCACAUCAGACUCCAAAGUCCACUGAUAGUUUCCCGAGUGAUACUGAGAAAAAUCCAAGAGGAAAACUAAAGAAAGUAAGGUGGGAAGAAUGCAAGUCAAUCAAUCUAAGCAGUAAAGAAGUUUUGAAGGAAGAAAGUUCCCGACACUCAGAGCAUGAUGAAGGAAAGUCAAGGAAGAAUGUAAGGGAGAUAGAAGAAAUGGCUAGCCCUGAACAGAGGAAGGAAGAAAAAGAGAAAGAAGUCCUCAAGCCUUUUAUGCCACAAAUGCCUACAUACAUCAAGUGCAUAAAAGAGCUGCUCACCAAGAAAAGAACCUUAAAAGGGGGACAAACAGUGACAAUGAACAAGGAAUGUAGUGCCCUCAUCAAAAAAGGCGUACUCCUGAAGAAAAAAGAUCCAGGGAGCUUCCAUAUUCUAUGUGCCAUAGGAGAGACAAAAAUUGACAGAGGAUUUUGUGAUCUAGGGGCUAGCAUAAAUGUGAUGCCUCUGUCUCUUAUGAAAAAGUUGCAAAUCAAUGAGCUGAGAUCCACGGAUGUGAUCAUCCAAUUGGCAGAUAAAACUCAGAAGCAGGCCGAAGGAGUAGUUAAAAAUGUAUUGGUGAAAGUAGGAAACUACUUUCUCCCCACUGACUUUGUUGUUCUGGACAUGGAUGAAAGUUACCUCCAUCCCAUUAUUCUGGGGAGACCAUUUCUAGCCACUGCUAGAGCACUGAUAGAUGUAGAACAAGGAGAGUUAAUCCUGAGAAUACAUGAUGAACAUCUCACCUUCCAUGUUUUCAAACCUACAUCUGAGUCUGAACCAGAACCUAAAGAGCCAAAGGAUGAUCACAGCAACAUGUGCACAAAGGAAAGCAACAGUGAAUCAGUAGUUAAACCACUGAAGCAGUCCUUAGGGAACAAGCAAGAAUUUUAA